UUUUAUGACAAUGUCAAUGAUUUUUGUUUCCAAUACCCCAGUCCGCCUAGUCAUUGUUGUCUAUAAUGGAUGCGGGUCGCGGGCAGUAUAUAAAAAAAUAAAAUAAAAAACAAAUAGUGUAACUUUCUAAAAUGGUGAUGGACUGAGAGAGGUCGAGAAGGAUUAUUGGAAAAUACGACUUGGUUCUAUAGUUCCAAUGAUGAUGGACUGAUUAGCUAAGAACUUCAUUCAUAGAUGCUAUCGUAAUGUUAAAAUAGAUGCAGCAAUGCAGACUAUAAACACGAAAAGCUGACAGCAAAAUACUAGGUUAUAUGACAAAGAUUUUAGAAGAAUUCAUCAUAAUGAAAAGAUUCAAACAAAUGUAACUUUGCGGAAGGAGAUACUUUGAAGAAAAGAAGAGCAAAAUCACCGCUGAUUUUCAAGGAAGAAACGAUGAUGUUGCUGCUGCCAGAUGAGUUGGUGUUGGAGAUUCUAAAACGACUUUCUUCAGGCAAGCAAGUGGGAAGGUGUAAAUGUGUGUGCAAGUCUUGGCGAUCCAUACUCGCAAGUCCUACCUUUCUGGAGGCUUACCAAAGGCGACAACCGGGGCUGGUUCUGUAUUUUCCAGAAGAAAUCGAUUCCGAAACAGGAAAUGACAGAAAGGACAUGCGAAUCCGUUUCUUUUACUCAACUCUUUGGCUUCACAACCCCAAGGAAGAAUUCAGUUGCCUGUACCAACUCGAAAUUGGUAGUCGCUUCGACCAAAUAACCAAUGUGGUGAACGGUCUUACAUGUGUCUGCGAAGGUAAUCCUCAGGCUCAGCGGUGGACCCUGCACAACAUUUGUACCGGACAGAAGAUGAGCUUGCCCGCCCCUCCACCGAUGAAUCCGUUAACCCUGUCAACAUGUCACCUUGGGUAUGAUCCUGGUAGCAAGGUUUACAAAUUAUUGAGAUUGAGAUGGAUCACAAACAAUGUUUUUAAUCAUCCUCGCACGGUGAGGCCAAAUGCUGAGAUAAUGACUUUGGGAUCCAGCUCCACUAGGUUAUCUAAUUCGUGGAGGAACUUGGACAAAAAUGAAUCAGGUAUUGCCGAUUUGCCCCUGGUCAGUGUUUUUCUAAUUCAAGGAAUAACAUUUUCAGGUGACGGGGUCCUAUAUUGGCUUCAGCACAGACAUUUGAUUUCAUUUGAUCUCAACAAGGAGAAGUUUCUGGUGAUUAAACUCCUUGAGGAUCUUGUGUGCAAUGAUUGUCGCAUGGGUGUGGUGUGGCGUCUCGCAGAGUCCAUGGGACGAUUGGUUGUAUGGCGUCCUCAUCGGGUUGUUGAUCAUCGGAUUCCUGAACGUUUUGUGUUGUUUAUAUUAGAAGACAAGGAGGGCAACAAAUGGAGCAAACACAGUGUAAAAUUGCCUGAAGAACUCACUAGAGAACCAGGAAGCAAUAUCAUUGUAGUCGGAAAGCUCCCUACUGGGGAGAUGCUAUUGAUGAAUUCUGUUCGCGAAAAUGAACUCCCCCGUUCCAGGCGCGUCUUUUCUUAUAAUUACCUCACCAACGAGUUCAAUGGGUUUUCCAUCGGAAAGCUCCAGAUAGGGCCAAGUGGUUAUGGCGAUGAUUUUUCUCAUGAUCCUGGGCCCUUCUGUAUAAGAUUCCAUGAUAUAAUGUCUUGGUGUUUACCUGAUAACAAUAAUUUACAUUUACCAUUAGAAGGUAUCCUAAGCGGUAGGAUCUGAACCUAAGACGAUCAAACUCUAUCAUUUAUGGAGUUGGCAGCUUAAUUUUCUAGUCUUGACAUCAUCCCUGAAGCUCCAAAGAAAUGCAGA
Molecule: messenger RNA, 1797 nt
Organism: Oldenlandia corymbosa var. corymbosa
Lineage: Eukaryota; Viridiplantae; Streptophyta; Magnoliopsida; Gentianales; Rubiaceae
Source: the annotation of a GenBank genome assembly